Molecule: messenger RNA, 557 nt
Organism: Puntigrus tetrazona (Sumatra barb)
Lineage: Eukaryota; Metazoa; Chordata; Actinopteri; Cypriniformes; Cyprinidae
Product: membrane-associated guanylate kinase, WW and PDZ domain-containing protein 1-like
Exons: 3
Coding region: 38-502 (154 amino acids)
Biological process (GO): signal transduction
Cellular component (GO): cytoplasm
Molecular function (GO): protein binding
Source: RefSeq, a predicted model, not a curated record
GACAACUAGCGAGUUGUUCGGCGGUGUGUCUGCAGGGAUGGAGCCGCGGGAGAGCGCGGUGUGGCGGGGCUCCUCGGGCCGGCUCCCGCUGCAGCUGAGCGGCGGAGCACAGAGCGGCCGCUUCGCCUGGGUCCGGCCGCCGAGGACCGGCGCUCGCUGGGACGUACUGCUGGAGGUGGAGGGUGUGAGCGUGUCCGGACUGACCCUCGGUGACCUGCUCGGUCUGCUGGAGCUCUGCGAGGAUCCCGUCCGGAUCAAGACCGCGCGAGCAGGUGGCAGACUGAAGAAGGACUUGAGUUAUUUCUUGAGUCAGCGCUUUCAGAAGGGCUCAGCAGAUCAGCGGCUGCAGGAGAGCAUCAGAAACAACCUGCACCGCUACAGUGCUCCCUAUCCCGUGCCGUACUCAGCUCUCCGGAUCCGCUGUGUCUCUGUCGGCCUCACGCUCGCUUCUCCUGCGUUAUCAGACCCUUCUCUUCAGCCGCAGACACAAAGGAAGGAUUAGCUCUCGAACGCACGGGAGGGAGCAUCGGUGGAAGGGGCCGUGUUCUCGCUUGACA